CCCUCCUGACCUCUAAAGUGCAAAACCCCAACCUACAUCCCCAAAAACCUCUUUACUCGACCAAAUGUUGCCGGCGUCUCAUUUCGUCUCUCAUGGCGUUCCCGGUCAUGGAGCUUCAGAUGGCAGGUGCUUAAGGUUAUCCACAAUAUCACCAUGUCCCUCUUGUAAAGACUAUAUAAAGUUCCCACAGGUGAAGGUUCUACCUUCUGGAUAUACUUCCAGGGGUACAAUCUCUUUCAUUUGCAAUGCAAAUUCUAGUGGUCAAAGAAGAAACCCAGACUUUUCAAGACAAAACCGACAAGGGUAUUCAAGAAACAAGAACAGGAAUACCGAAGACCGAGAUGGAAUCGAUGGAUUCGAAGAUUCCGAACCUUUCACUUCAAAAAACGGACCCUCAUUCCUUUCCAACUCUUCAUCUCCUUCCCCCAAAUUCCAUUCCACUGCAACUCCUGGACCAAGGGAAAGAGAAAUCGUGGAAAUUUUCAGAAAAGUCCAAGCCCAACUCCGGGAACGAGCUGCACAAAAGGAAGAGAAAAAGGUGGAAGAUUCACAAUCACAAGGACACAAUAAACAGAACGAAACUGUGGAUUCCCUUCUUAAACUCUUGAGAAAACACUCUGUUCAACAUGGAAAAAGCAGCAGCACAAACAACAGCAGAAACAAUAGGGAUUUCGUUCUAGACCACAAUCCUGAUCAUAAUAACACUUCAUUUUCAGAAUAUAAAAACCUAAAAGACUUGAAUUCUGAAACCAGUGUGAUCCAAUCUUUCAGACCAGCAUCAAACUUCCAACGAAGGUCUCCAGUUCCAAAGUUCAAAUACAGGCCAAUUUUAUCGGGUCAAGAAACGGAAGAAGCCAUAAACGAGCCCGACCCGAUACCUGAAAACAAAAUGGAAACCGGGCCUGAGCCCGAGGUUGAAAGUGAGGUGGUGUAUGGUAUUGGUGGGUUUGAUGAAAGUUCAGAUGAUGAAGCUUCUGAUAUUGAAGACACUGCUGAUGAGAUUGAUGAUGAUGAUGAUGAUGAUGAUGAUAACGAAGAAGUGAAUGUGAUUGAAGAUAGUGAUUUGAGUAGCAUGAAGUUGGUGGAGCUAAGAGCAGUGGCUAAAUCUAGAGGCAUAAAGGGGAUGUCAAGGCUGAAGAAACAGGAAUUACUGGAGUUGUUGAGUAGUUGAGAGCUUAUAAUAUUAUUAUGUUUAUGAUAUCAUAUACUAUAGAAUUUGAGUCGUUCUUUGUUUAAAUUUUCAUCUUCACAGUACGUGUGCUGAGUUGGGUUUGUCUACUAUCAAUUAAUUUUUUUGGGA
This is a messenger RNA of Lactuca virosa, 1300 nucleotides long. NCBI's taxonomy places the organism in Eukaryota, Viridiplantae, Streptophyta, Magnoliopsida, Asterales, Asteraceae. The record is from the annotation of a GenBank genome assembly.